ACAAAUGUAAUGGCCCACAUAGAUUCCGUGUUAAUGCGCAUGCGCUUCUACAGUUUCCUCUUCUCUGGAACUGACUGUAUUGAUACCAAGUGGUAUUAGUUUUUGUUUAACGAACUGUUUUUGCUCAUCAAGAGGAUUUCGGUGUCUUUUAUGAGUAAUCAAAGGCAGCAGAAGCCGACGCUAACAGGCCAGCGUUUCAAAACCCGAAAAAGAGAUGAAAAGGAGAGGUUUGACCCUACUCAGUUUCAGGAAAGCAUCAUACAAGGCCUGAAUCAAACUGGCACUGAUUUGGAAGCUGUUGCAAAGUUCCUUGAUGCCUCUGGUGCCAAACUUGACUACCGCCGCUAUGCUGAGACUUUAUUCGACAUCCUGGUGGCUGGUGGAAUGCUGGCCCCAGGGGGUACCCUGUCAGAUGACGUGACCUGCACUGAGUUCUGUCUCUUCAAAGCACAAGAGGACAUGGAGACAAUGCAGGCGUAUGCACAGGUCUUUAACAAGCUCAUCAGACGCUACAAAUACUUGGAGAAAGGGUUUGAGGAGGAGAUUAAAAAGCUGCUGCUGUUUCUCAAGGGCUUCACAGAGUCUGAGCGCAACAAGCUGGCCAUGCUAACAGGGAUUCUGCUGGCCAGCGGCAAUCUCUCUGCAUCAAUUCUUAGCAGCCUCUACAAUGAAAACCUUGUCAAAGAAGGUGUUUCGGCAUGCUUUGCUGUAAAACUCUUCAAAUCUUGGCUUUCUGAAAAGGACAUCAGCUCUGUUGCUGCCAGUCUCCGAAAGGUUGGCAUGGACAACAGGCUCUUGGAGCUGUUCCCUGCCAACAAGCGCAGUUGUGAGCACUUCUCGAAGUACUUCACAGAUGCUGGGCUCAAGGAGAUUUCUGACUUUGCCAGAAACCAGCAAUCCAUAGGUGCUCGCAAGGAGCUGCAGAAAGAGCUUCAGGAGCAGAUAUCACGUGGGGACCCCCUUAAAGAUAUCAUCACCUACAUUAGAGAGGAAAUCAAGAAGAACAACAUCUCUGAGCAGACGAUGAUUGGAAUAAUUUGGGCCAGUGUAAUGAGCUCCGUGGAGUGGAACAAGAAGGAGGAGCUGGUCACAGAACAAGCCAUCAAACUUUUAAAGCAAUACAGCCCACUGCUGAAGGCUUUUACCUCCCAGGGCCUCUCUGAACUUACUCUCCUGCUGAAGAUCCAGGAGUACUGUUACGAUAACAUCCACUUCAUGAAGGCCUUCCAAAAAAUUGUUGUUCUCCUCUACAAAGCCGAUGUGUUGAGCGAGGAGGCAAUUCUCAAGUGGUACAAUGAAGCCCACCUUGCCAAAGGGAAGAGCGUUUUUCUUGAGCAGAUGAAGAAGUUUGUUGAAUGGCUCAAGAACGCAGAGGAAGAGUCCGAGUCUGAGGAAGAGGAGACAGACUGAGGACCUCUAGCUAUAACUACCGUGUGGAUUUGUAUUUUUACAUUAACAUAACACCAGAUGCAGUAGAAGAAUUUAUUACAGAAUUUGUCUCUAUUUUUUUUUUCUUUUUCUAUUCCCUACCUCCUCAUACCUAGUUUAACUGUAAUGUAAGGGCUUUGAAAUUGCUUUUAUUUCCGACAUGUGUUCUGUCUGAAUCAAUACUAAUGCUCUUCUUUAUACUCCUUCAAGAGCCAGUCACAAUGCCACAUUGAGCUAAAUAGAUCAAAAACCCCCUCCGAGGGGACUUUUUGGAUAGAUGGUUCCCUUUAAAAUGAUCCAGUUUGGAGGCAUAUUUCUCAGCUGUUGUAUUUAGUCAUGGAACUCGUAUUUGCCGGAGGUCCAUCUGUGUAGCCAUGAUAUCAUUGUUCGCUGAAAGGCAAACUGUUUUUGUAACCUCAUUUCACAUCACUGCCAAUUAUGUGAUGAUUUUUGAUUUUUCUUUUUUUCUGCUACAUUUUGGAUUCUGUCUCCAUUAUUGACAUGGAGAUGUGCCGUUUCAAACAGCGAUGGUGAUGAUAGCAGCGUCCCGUAAAAUGAAUUUUAAUUUAUUCGUACAUUUUAAUGUAACAGAAUCAUGAUAGCUUUGUAGUUUUUUUUUUUCUUAUGCCAUACAGUUUGACUUUUUAAAAUAAAUGGAAAUUAAUGGUUUU
Molecule: messenger RNA, 2099 nt
Organism: Scatophagus argus
Lineage: Eukaryota; Metazoa; Chordata; Actinopteri; Scatophagidae
Product: basic leucine zipper and W2 domain-containing protein 1-A-like
Exons: 12
Coding region: 151-1410 (419 amino acids)
Cellular component (GO): cytoplasm; membrane
Molecular function (GO): protein binding
Source: RefSeq, a predicted model, not a curated record